Messenger RNA from Puccinia graminis f. sp. tritici CRL 75-36-700-3, 264 nucleotides. RefSeq lists its product as uncharacterized. The transcript is spliced from 2 exons. Lineage: Eukaryota; Fungi; Basidiomycota; Pucciniomycetes; Pucciniales; Pucciniaceae. The coding region runs from base 1 to 264 and encodes 87 amino acids. The record is from RefSeq and is a predicted model, not a curated record.
AUGCACCCAGUGACCGCUCUUUCACAGGGACUCGCCGAAGAGAUUUCGCUUGGUCGCCGCCGGCCAGGCGAAGAGGACUCGCCCCCCGGGCCCACCGUUGGAUGGGAUACCCCGAGAAUUUGCAUCGGUUGGCGUUGUGCAGUGCCAGUGCCCGAAAGUUUAGUCAGAACUCCUUCGACUGAGUAUGCUGAUGGCCAAUCGUUGGCCAGCGGAGCAACCAGCAUGCUUGGUUAUUCAUUGUCGCCUUCAGCCCGCCAUCGCUAA